Messenger RNA from Aspergillus sclerotioniger CBS 115572, 1280 nucleotides. Its product is annotated as MCT family MFS transporter. Gene Ontology annotation, molecular function: transmembrane transporter activity. Gene Ontology annotation, biological process: transmembrane transport. Gene Ontology annotation, cellular component: fungal-type vacuole membrane. Bases 30 to 1280 code for a protein of 416 amino acids. Lineage: Eukaryota; Fungi; Ascomycota; Eurotiomycetes; Eurotiales; Aspergillaceae. The record is from RefSeq and is a predicted model, not a curated record. The transcript is spliced from 3 exons.
CAGAAUAAUCUUAACAUAAAGCAUACAUCAUGUCUACCGACACCGAAAAAAAUGCCGCCAUUGCAGAUUCCCCCAAGCCCCCAAACUUCCCCGAGGGUGGCUUCAAAGCAUGGAUGGCCGUUCUCGCCUGCUGGUGUGUAAUGUUCAACACCUUUGGAUACAUCAAUGCAUUCGGCAUCUACGAGGCCUACUACAAAAACACCUUUCUCCAAAACCAAAGCGAAUCCAACAUCGCCUGGAUCGGCUCCCUCCAAGCCUUCUUCAUGUUCUCCGCCGGCCUCAUCUCCGGCCCCUUGAUGGACCGCUACGGACCCAGAGCCAUCCUAAUCCCCUGCUCCCUCCUCUUCACCCUCUCCGUCAUGCUCAACAGCCUCUGCAAACAAUACUACCAAUUCCUCCUCGCCCAAGGCAUCCUCGGCGGUCUCACCAACGGCCUCAUCUACACCCCCACCCUCACCGCCGUAAACCAAUACUUCUUCACCCGCCGUCCCCUAGCAAUGGGCAUCGCCUCCUCCGGCUCCUCACUCGCAGGAAUCAUCUUCCCCAUCGCCCUAAACCGCAUGCUUAACUCCUCCCCCCUCGGCUUCGGCUGGUCCGUCCGCAUCCUCGGCUUCCUCAUGCUCUUCCUCAACAUCAUCGCCUGCAUAGCCAUCUCCUCCCCCGCUCCCAAACGCAAAUCCGGAUCCCCCUUCCUGCUAGAAGCAUGGUCCCACCCAGCCUACUCCUUCCAAGUCGCCGGUCUCUUCCUCAUCAUCUGGGCCAUCUUCGUCCCCUUCUUCUACAUCCCCAGCUACGCCCAAUCCAUCGGCAUUGACAUCAACCUCUCAAACUACCUCAUCUCGAUCCAAAACGCCGGAUCCCUAGUCGGCAGACUACUGGGCGGUAUUCUCGCCAACCGAAUCGGUCGCUUCAACACCCUCACCGCAUCCUCCGCUAUCUGUGGCAUCUUGAUCCUCUCCUGGCUAGCCAUCAACUCCCUAUCAAGCAUGAUCGUAUUCUCUAUCCUGUUUGGAUUCUUCUCCGGUACUGUGGUAGGGAUGUUUCCUGCGACGAUUGCUAUGACAGCCCCACGGCCGAAUGUUAUCGGUUCGUAUAUGGGAAUGGCGUUGGGAGUGUUGAGUUUGGCGAGUUUGACGGGGACGCCUAUCACCGGGGCGAUGAUUAGUUCGUAUGGGGAUUAUCACGCCGCGUUGGUAUUUGCGGGGGUUUGUGCGUUGGUUGGGUCUGGGGUGGUGUUUGUGGGUAGGGUUUGGGGGGUGGGGUGGGUGGGUGUUGCUUAG